AUGCAUCCUCACCAGAAACCUCCAGGAACGCUUCGUCUCGGCGACAAGUGGCUCAAGUUUGUGGGUGAAGGCGCCGCCAACACCAUAUGGGCCGUUCACUUCGUCGAGGAUUCCGGCGGUGACACGUUCACACGAGACCUCCGCCCGCUCUGUCAGGGCUACCUCCUUCGGAUUCUCAAAGCCCUCUCCGACGGCUCAGACAGUCACUUCACCGCCAAGGACCAGCUGGCAUUCUUCGAGAACACAGUUCUUCCCGCCUUUGGUAACCAGCGAUCCCUCUUUGUCGAUCAGAAGCUGGUUCACCUGCGUCAAGAUGUCAUUGACGAAUGCAACCUCCUUCUUACACAAAUGGACGAGAACCAGAAGGCCUCUACCCAGGACCAACCUCUCCCGCAUCCGCACCUUCCUUCCCGCACCCGCAAGUUCGUCGGCACCCGCGUCGGCCCGGCAGGCUGGCACAUGUUGACCGAGGACAUGCGGCCCCGCGGGCCCCUCGAGCGUUUCGCCGAAAUCAAACCCAAGUGGCUUGCGCAAUCCCCGGCAGCACCGUCGACCGCCCUCCUCUGCCGGAACUGCGCCGUCGCCACACAGCGCUUCACCGAGGCCCCCGAGGGCCAGAAACCCUCCAAAUCCGACCCGGCCAAGUACGGCUGUCCCCUGCGCUUAGUCGCCGGACCCGGCCCAGCCCCCGAAAACCACAUAACCCACAACGGCAACGGCCUUCCCGCCCAGAACGGGAACGGGAACGGGAACCACGUCAGCAACGGCCACGCCGAGAAGAACGGAACGAACGGCAGCAAGAAGAAGGACGAUGAUGAUUGGAAAGCCCACGCCGAGCGCAUCUUCCGCGGCCAAGACCCGCGCGACAGCCAUUUCCUCUUCUGGUCCAUCCGCCAGCACCACCUCCUGCCCCACCUGCGGAACCUGCAGAACCGCCUCGCGGGGCCCGGUUGCGCCGACGCCUUUUGGGCCAGUUCCCGCGACGACCCGGACCCGGACCUCCUCCUGUCCAUGACACUGCGCGACUGUUCCCUUUUCUUCCGCUACGAGGCUCGUCCGCACGGCGCACUCCGCAUGCUGGACUUCAAGCUCGCCGAUCUCGACAGGAAGGUCGCGGCCAAGGUGCCCCGGUGGCAGGACACGGAGCGCCAGCUGGUCGAGGGCGGGUGGUACGAGGGGAAGCAGAAGCAGGCCCAGGCCGGGUCGGGCGAGAUGUUUCUGCCUCGAUGCUACUUGAGAGAGGUACAAGAGGCUGGCUCCGAGCCGGACUUUGACGCCAUACCCGUGGAUAUGACGAAGCUGAAGGAUGUGUCGUCGUUAGGCCUACCCUAA
Messenger RNA from Sodiomyces alkalinus F11, 1332 nucleotides. RefSeq lists its product as hypothetical. Gene Ontology annotation, biological process: inositol phosphate biosynthetic process. The record is from RefSeq and is a predicted model, not a curated record. Bases 1 to 1332 code for a protein of 443 amino acids. Gene Ontology annotation, molecular function: inositol-1,3,4,5,6-pentakisphosphate 2-kinase activity; ATP binding. The transcript has 2 exons. Gene Ontology annotation, cellular component: nucleus. NCBI's taxonomy places the organism in Eukaryota, Fungi, Ascomycota, Sordariomycetes, Glomerellales, Plectosphaerellaceae.